AUGUCCGACACCGGUUCCCUUCUGCCCCUGAAAAUCGAUGACGUUCCUCUGGCUACGGGCAAAGUUGUCUACAUCACAGGUGGCGGAUCUGGCAUCGGCCUUGCCUGUGCGAAGCUGUUUGCUCAAAAGGGGGCCAAAGGCGUGGUGAUUGCUGAUUACAAGAAACCACAACCCGAAGUGCUACAGCAGCUGCCUUCGAAUGUGCUUUUUGUCCACACCGAUGUGUCCUCAUGGCCGUCCAUGGUAGCGAGUUUUGACGCUUGCAUCGAGAAGUUUGGGGCAGUGGAUUACGUGUUUGCCAAUGCGGGCAUUGGAGAGCUCGAGCAUCUGUUCGAAGACCAUUUUGGAAAGGACGGAAAGCUGUUGGGGAUGAGCUAUACCGCCAUCGACGUUAAGUACGAUGCACAAGGCCUCGAUCAUGGCGAGACAGACUUACUGACAAAUGCUUCGACGCUGCACAGUCUGAAAGGCGUGCUGAAUACAGUCAAGCUCGCAGUCCACUGGUUCAGAAAACUGAAAGUGCCUGGACACAUCGUCAUGACUUCUUCCAUGUCCGGUUACGAGACUCCUGGGAUCCCGAUAUAUGUUUCGUCAAAGAGGAACACCCCAGGGAAGCCGGUCAAUGCAGGGAAAGAGGAGCCAUACGUCUUCGAGAACCAGGACCCCAUUCAACCCGCCAUCGCUGCAGCACACCUUUUAUCCCACGACAUGUAUGGAAGAGCGAUACUCGUGUUUGGAGGAAGGUUCAGAGAGGUUGAAGGAGUGUACGAGUCUUUCAGGGACGACAUGUUUGGAGGUGCUCUAGGAAUGCCCCCAGUCUCAGACAAGGGCUGGCGCGACCUUUUUUCGUGCAGUUUUUGACCGCCAGUCAAAGUUUGAAACGACCCUUCGCGAUUCCAGUACUGUAUAAUAGGUUCAAUGGCCUAGUGUAUCCUUGAACACGGGGAAGCGUUUCAGGAAUGAGUCCUUCAAGCUCCAUGUAUCGAGGUUCA
Molecule: messenger RNA, 992 nt
Organism: Phialemonium atrogriseum
Lineage: Eukaryota; Fungi; Ascomycota; Sordariomycetes; Cephalothecales; Cephalothecaceae
Exons: 3
Coding region: 1-861 (286 amino acids)
Source: RefSeq, a predicted model, not a curated record